Messenger RNA from Hydra vulgaris (swiftwater hydra), 2207 nucleotides. Its product is annotated as pseudouridylate synthase 7 homolog. Gene Ontology annotation, cellular component: nucleus. Lineage: Eukaryota; Metazoa; Cnidaria; Hydrozoa; Anthoathecata; Hydridae. Gene Ontology annotation, biological process: pseudouridine synthesis. The record is from RefSeq and is a predicted model, not a curated record. Gene Ontology annotation, molecular function: RNA binding; pseudouridine synthase activity.
AAUGAAUGAUAAUUUUUUUUUAAAUAUGAGGUAAUUAAAAGCUACAAAAUCUUAAUACAUAAAAAUGGAUGAACCUUUGUUCAAAAAAUUAAAAACUGAAGAGUCUCAUGAAGAUAAAAUGGAUGAACAUUUGUUUAAAAAAUUAAAAACUGAAGAGUCUCACGAAGAUAAAAUGGAUGAAUCUUUUUUUAAAAAAUUAAAAGCUGAAGACUCUCAUGAAGAUAAAAUGAAUGAACCUUUGUUAAAAAAAUUAAAAACUGACGAGUCUCAUGAAGAUCGAAUAUCUACACAUGAUAAUAAUAAGUUUGUAGAUAAUCAAGAUGGUAACAACAACAGUCAUCAGACUUUUUUAAAUGAACAAAAUGAAACCAAUAUUAAAAAAUCAAAAAAGUCUAUAAAUAUUUACGAUCGAAAAAAUGAAGAAAAAGUUGGCAUGCUACAUUUUGUUAAUCAACCAUGUCAGUUUUCUGGAAUAAUAAAACAAAGGUUUGCAGAUUUUAUGGUAAGAGAAUGUGAUUUAGAAGGAAAUCUUGUUUACUUGAAGUCCUUGGAACAUUGUGAUAAUGGAAUAUUUGAAGAUAGUUCAAAUCAAAAUACUGUAGUUCCAGUUGAUGUUGAUGUUGAACAAAUAAAAAAUUUUGUGUUGAGCGAAGAUAAAUCUAAAACAUUAAUUCUGAAGAAAGACGAUGACAAAGAACAUCGCAAGCUUGUCCACAAAUACAUUAAGGACACAUAUAAAGAUAUAGAAACUGGUACUGAAAUGUUACCUGAUGGUUCCCGUGCAAUUAUACUUUCUUUUAAAUGUGCUAAACAGCAAAAAAGUCGCAAAAAUAACACAUGGCCAAAAAACCUACCAAAGUUCUGUCAUUUUACACUAUUUAAACAAAACAAGGAUACCAUGGAAUGUAUCAGCUUGCUUGCAAAGUUACUGCAUGUAAAUGCUAGCUGUUUUUCAUAUGCUGGAACAAAAGACCGUCGUGCUACAACUGUUCAACAAAUUUCUGCUCAAAAUAUAUAUUCAAAAAACCUUUUAGGAGUUAACAAACGCUUGAACAAUAUUGUUUUAGGUGACUUUGUUUAUCGUAAUGAACAAUUAAAAUUAGGUGAUUUGACAGGCAAUGAAUUCACAAUCAUUAUACGGAAUGUUCAAGCUGAUGACGCUUCUGUAAACCAAGCAUGCAAUUUGUUGAAAGAAAAUGGCUUUGUGAAUUAUUUUGGUCUACAAAGGUUUGGUACUGGAGGUGUUGCUACCCAUGAAAUUGGUAAAGCUCUUUUAAAAAAUAACUUCUCAGAAGCAGUAGAUAUGGUUCUUAUGCCUCGACUAGAUUCCAAUGAUUAUAAUGCUGAAUCAAAUGCAAAAAAAAUAUGGACAGAAACAAAAGAUGCUGCAAAAGCAUUUGAAGCAUUGCUGAGUUGCUAUUCAAUAGAAGGAAAAUUAUUAGCAGCAUUAAACCAACAGAAACAUGGAUACAAUUUUUGGAAUGCAUGGCAGACUCUUCCACGUAAUAAUCGCCUUCUUUAUCUUCACAGCUACCAAAGUUUUAUUUGGAAUCAUGUGGUUUCUAAAAGAAUAAAUAUGUAUGGUUUAUCACCGGUUGUUGGUGAUUUGGUUCUUACUGGAAAAAAAGAUCAAAAUGGCUAUGACACUUCUUAUGAACUUACAGACAAAGAUAUUGAAUCAUUAACAUAUAGUAUAUAUGAUGUAGUUUUGCCUUUACCUGGUUAUGACAUGAGAUAUCCAUCUAACGGCAUUCGUCAAGUUUAUGAAGAAAUGCUAGUGGCUGAUGGUUUAGACAUUAACAAUAUGCGAAAUAAGAUUAAGGAACUGUCGCUCUCAGGAAAAUUACGAAAUAUAAUAGCGAAGCCAACUAAUAUGGAAUGGCGUGUUAUUCCUUAUGACGAUUACCAGAUUCCACUUUUGUCUAACGAUUACGAACUUUUAACAGGUAAAGAGCACCCCAAAAGUAUUGAGGGAAAAAAUAAGGCGGUCAUGUUACGCUUUACAUUGCCCGCAUCUUCCUAUGCAACAUCUGCUUUACGCGAGGUUCUUUCGUCAGAGUCGUCGUUCGAAGUACAAUGUAAUUUAAAUUCAGCUGGCUUUGAAAAUCCAUCAAGUUAAUUUGUAAACCUUAAAUGUAUAACAUCGAACAAAAAUUGAAAAAGUUGAAAAUAAGAGAUAAAAUAUUUAAAUAAAAAAAACUUAAUUA